GGAGGAUUCCAGAUGGUUGCACGCAAUCCCAGCGGGGCGGGGCAGGACCUUCCCCAGGGGCGGGACCUUCCCCAGGGGCGGGAAAAGCCAGGCCCCUCCCCGACCUCCUGAGCCCAAAACCGGGUUGUGCCCAUGACUGACAGGCAAGGCUCCGCCCUACUCCCCUUCCCUUUAGCACCUCCUGACUGCCGAUUGGCGGGCUCGCCUUGGUCUCAACGCUGAUUGGCUGGCAGCACUACAGGCUGGCACCCACCGCGUCUCACCUCCUGAGCGGCUCCGAGAAGACGCCCGGCCAGGGUGAACACCGCGGCAGGAGAAAACGGGAGACUGUGAAGAGCAUGGGGAGCCUUUGUCGUGCAGCGUGAAACCCUCGAGCCUUUGGCCUAGGAGCUGGGAGACUCAGGGGCCCUUCCCACACACAGAAUUGGAGCAGGGCCUUCUAGACAGUCCCAGCACCAUGAGCCCUGAAAGGUCCCAAGAGGAGAGCCCAGAAGGAGACACAGAGAGAACAGAGCGGAAGCCCAUGGUGAGAAGUCGGGGAGGCGAAGCCAGACUCCCAGCAGGAGCUGAUCUCUGGAGUGCUGCAGACUCCUGGUCAAAGAUGCCUUCAAAGACAUUUCCAUAUACUUCACCAAGGAAGAAUGGGCAGAAAUGGGAGACUGGGGGAAAACUCGCUAUAGGAUUGUGAAAAUGAACUAUAAUGCACUGAUUACUAUAGGUCUCAGAGCCACUCGACCAGCUUUCAUGUGUCACCGAAGGCAGGCCAUCAAACUCCAGGUGGAUGACACAGAAGAUUCCGAUGAAGAAUGGACACCUAGGCAGCAAGUCAAACCUCCUUGGAUGGCCUUCAGAGGAGAACAGAGUAAACACCAGAAGGGAAUGCCCAAGGCGCCAUUCAAUAAUGAAUCUAGUUUGAAAGAAUUGUCAGGAACGCCAAAUUUACUGAAUACAAAUGGCUCAGAGCAGGCUCAGAAACCAGUGUCCCCUCCUGGAGAAGCAAGUACCUCUGGACAGCACUCUAGACUAAAACUGGAACUCAGGAGGAAGGAGACCGUAGGAAAGAUGUAUAGCCUGCAAGAAAGAAAGGGUCAUGCAUACAAAGAGAUCAGCGAGCCACAGGAUGAUGACUACCUCUAUUGUGAGAUGUGUCAGAACUUCUUCAUUGACAGCUGUGCUGCUCAUGGGCCCCCUACAUUUGUAAAGGACAGUGCAGUGGACAAGGGGCAUCCCAACCGUUCAGCCCUCAGUCUGCCCCCAGGGCUGAGAAUUGGGCCAUCAGGCAUCCCUCAGGCUGGGCUUGGAGUAUGGAACGAGGCAUCUGAUCUGCCACUGGGUCUGCACUCUGGCCCCUGUGAGGGCCGAAUUACAGAAGACGAAGAGGCAGCCAACAGUGGAUAUUCCUGGCUAAUCACCAAGGGGAGAAACUGCUAUGAGUAUGUGGAUGGAAAAGAUAAAUCCUGGGCCAACUGGAUGAGGUAUGAGAACUGUGCCCGGGAUGAUGAAGAGCAGAACCUGGUGGCCUUCCAGUACCACAGGCAGAGCUUCUAUAGAACCUGCCGAUUCAUUAGGCCAGGCUGUGAACUGCUGGUCUGGUAUGGGGAUGAGUAUGGCCAGGAACUGGGCAUCAAGUGGGGCAUCAAGUGGAAGAAAGAGCUCAUGGCAGGGAGAGGUAGGCAUCACUAUUACUCUUUUAAAAGGACAGGAAAGAAAGAAUUAUCCUAGAGAAUUUUCAUGAUUGAACACUUAAAUAGACUAAAACGCCGUCUAAAGUCAGUAAAAUUUUACAUCAGUGGCUCCAAAAUUAAAGAUUCAUGUUAUGUGCCUUUGCCUCUUUGGAACAGUUUUUAUAUUUUUAAAUCUUUGUUCCGAUUUUAUAUUCAAAGUACUUCAUGCACAAAGUAUAUAACAGCAUACAGUGCUCAAAGACUUAAAGACAAAAAUCAAGUUCUCAAACACCUACCAGCUCUCCCAACAAGGUAGUUUCUUCUGGCAUUUCCUUGAUAUUUCUUAAUGAUAUGCAUAUGUUGUUAUUCAUUCAUUCAUUAUCUCAAUUAGCUGUCAUGUGAAUUCCUACUCUGUGCCAGACGAUGUUGCAGGAAGUGUAAAUACAGACUGAUCAAGACAAUCAAAAAAACUGCUCUUGAACAUAUGACUUGUGAAUUAGGGAACCAUAUGAAUACACACAGACAUAUGUGUAAUAUCAGACGGCGAUUAGUGCUUUGAAGAAAAUGAAUCCAGAAAGAAUACCUGGGAUCAGUGUGAGACCUGGGAUCAGUGUGAGAGCUGAGGUCAGUGUGAGACCUGGGGGUCAGUGUGAGACCUGAGGUCAGUGUGAGACCUGGGGGUCAGUGUGAGGUGAGAGUAGAGUGUUGCAGGGGAUUGUCAGGGAAGGUUUCUCUUAGGAGACAGCAUUUGAGAAGUGCAAGUGCCUGUGGGCCAAGGAUUCCAGGCACAGGGCGCAGCUAGUGCAAUGGUCCUGAGGCCAGAAAGAGUUCAGCUUUGGUUCAUUUUUGGAAAAUAGGCUGCCAUGGGUCAUCCCUUCAGAGCUGCUCCAGUUUCCAAGUGAGAGAAAAUGGUGGGCAGGAUGAAGGUGGGGAGCGUGGCGGUAAGCCUGAGUAGGGAUAUAUUUUGAAACAAGACUUCCUAUUAUAUUUAAAAUGGGUUCAGACUGAAUGAAAUAACUCAAACAUGAAUACUUGAUGUGCAGCCUGACAAAGAGCAUAUUCUCAUUUUAUGAUUUGUGGAAUCUGAAAUAGAAGCAGUCCAUGCACCUAGUUGGCGCAGCAGGACCCACAGUCCUUUAGUCAGUGGGACCUGGACCACUCUGUGUUGGCCAACCUGAAUCACACUUCCUGAUGGAGAACCAGGCACAUAACAGUCCUCAAUUAAAUAUGUCCUUUUGAAUGAGGAUACUCAAAUUCAGCCUAGCCUAGCCUGUCACUCACACACAUGUACAGAUCCCAGGGUCCACACAGAUACAGAUCCCAGGGUCCACACCUAUCACAUAUAUGAACAUUAUCACACAGACCCCUGCAGACACAUCUGUGAGGCAUAUGCAUUCCCAAACACACAGACAGACUCAUGAUAAAUUUGUUCCUACCCAGCCGUGACUUCUAAAUGCUUGGGGAAACCAAGACAUAGUAGAAAGGAGUGUGCAAUUAUCAUUUCCCAUGAUGCCGUUACUUAAGAACUCUUUGUGUCCGUCCUUCUAAUGGCACCAAUGCCUCCCAUCAAGCCUUAAACCUCACCUAAAUUAUGUCAUUGGGCUUUUUCAUCCAUAAAUGAGCAUACCAGGUGCCAAGGGAAUCAAUAUGCCCUUUCACAUGCCUUAGACCAGUGUCCAAAGAAAGAUAAAAUGUUAUUCUAUAAAAGCUUUCUCCCAGCAUUUCUAUUCAUUUACAUUUUGUCCCAUAUACAACUAUGGUUUUCUAAUGAUCUUAUUUCUGACAGCUGUUUUUCUUCAGAACAUCAACAGCUUCUUUCCUAAAUUAGUUUUAGUAUGAGUUCCAUUUCUAAUUAGCUCAAAUUAAAGUCCUAGAGAGCAGCGAGGUAAUAUUUAAACCCUCAGGCUAAAAUUUCGGAGUAGGUGCAGAAUGUUGACUCUAAAUGAGUUUUUCCUGUGACAUAACACUCAUGAAAGCAGGAUUUCCUUCAUGUGUGAAAUGUCUUAAAUCAGACUUACCCUUUGUGAUUCUCUUUUAGCUAUAAAUGUCAUUUAAGAAAAAAAAAAGAAAAGAAAAUUAAGCAUGACAUUCCCCAAUAUCCUCUGCUCACUGUGUUAUAAUCCCUAUCACUCCCCAAGUGAAUUGGAGAGAGUGAAGACACAAUGAACAGAAACUUCCCUGAUGCUUCACAGAGGAAGUGUUCUCCAGGACCACACAGCCUCCACCAUGUCCAUCUAUGAAGGGCUGUGGCAAGCCAUAUACACAAAGAUGCCUGUUUCCUGUCUUCUCGGUUAAAAACAAAAACAAAACACUGGAAGGAACCCCAAAGCCAAGCUGCCAUGGGUUGCACAGUGCCAGCCCUUAAGUAGUGUUGUCCAUGGGUAAACAGGAGAUGGAAAAGGGCAAUUUCAAGAAAUAACAAACUCAAGGCAUGAAUAUGGUUAUCCAAACAUCAAGGGACUCCUUCAUUUGCAUUUGGAUAAUUGUGCAGUUAUAUGAUUUGUUACAUGGAGACCAGAUGGAAGUAAGAGAGCUCAUCCUCAACUUCCUGUACCUCUGGAAGUCUUUACACACAUGCUGGAGAGAUAGAUGAGAGUUCAUUAGCAUCAAACCACCAUGGAUUUCAUAAUCAAUUCCUAAUAUCUGAAUAAGUGCAGAAAAGUCACAGGCAUCUAGAAAUGUGGCCCAAGUCCUGUUCUUCAAUCGGCCCACCCAUUUCUCAAGAUUUCAUUGAGAAGAUCAAGAAAUCUAAUCUUCCUUGGAUGCAAAAUGGAGGUGGUGAAAAUUGGAAGUAUGUCCUUCCUGGUAAUGAGGCAAUUUCAGUACAUAGGAAGUGCUCUGAAAUCUUUAAGGUAUACAGUCUGACUCACUAGAACAAGAAAGGGCCCCACUUGUUGCCAUUUUAUGAGGUGACCACCCCAGCUGGAUAAGAGCUACAAGUGUCCAUUGGGACUACUUGGGUGUGAGUCAAGAAAGCAGAGUUGAGUGCCCUGAGGUAAGCUGAGAUUUUGGUGUUCAAUGGGAAAGAAUGUAAGAAUUGACUUUGCCACCUACUGCCUGAGUGACUUUGCGCAAGAUCCCAAAUCCCUAUGUAUCUCGAUUUUGUUAUCUAAAAGAUCACAUGAUGGAGGAUGUAAGCAAGUAACACAGCCAAGACCCAGUUUACAGUGUCUAGUACCUAACAGACUCUUGACACGUUUCACUUGCCCUUGAGUCAAUCUUUCCAUGUCACUGAAUAUUCUUCCACAACAUGAUUUUAAUGGAUAUAGUCGUCCAUUGUUUAAAUGUACCAUUAUUGACCAAUGUAAAAAUGUUCUUUUACCUCAAAUUUUUAUAUGUAAAACAAAAACAUGUUUGAGGACUAAACCCACACUGUAGUAUAAAUUAAACUGGAUGUAGGCCAGGCAUGGUGAGUCACACCUAUAGUCCCAGCACUUUGGGAAACCAAGACAGGAGGAUGGCUUGAAGCCAGGAGCUCAAGAGCAGCCUGGGCAAUACAGCAAGACCUCAUCUCUACAAAAAAAUAAGAAAAAUUAGCUGGCCAUGGUGGCGUGCACCUGUAGUCCCAGCUUCCUGGGAGGCUGAGGUGGGAGGAUCCACGGAGCCCAGGAGUUUAAGGCUGCAGUGAGCUUGGAUAACGACUGCACUCCAGCCUGGAUGACAGAACAAGAACCUGUUUCAAAAAAGAAAAAAGAAAAAAGAAAAAAAAAACCUAAAAACUAAAAACUGGAUGUCGUUUGCUAAUAACUAAACAGCAAAUUAAUUGUAACAUGCUGACAUAUCAACGAUGUCUUUCUUCUUUAAUCAUAAACCUGCUCACUAAGAAGCUGCUGAAGUCCAUGGUAGUGACAGGUACAUGUCUGCAUCCUUGUCCUGACCUGCAUCUUCUUUGAUUGCCCCCAUCUGUGUCUCCGACUGGCACUGCUGAACCAGCUUGCUACCUGAUCAAUGUUGUACUGAACCGGACUGCUAACUGAUCAAUGUAGUUGAGCUCACUGCACAAAGCUGUUCUUACAAGGUAGAUUUCUGCCUGGAAUAGUCAUACUUACACUGUUUAUAUUCCUUACUCCUGACCCAUCCAACGCAGCACAAGUUCUAUUUAUUGCCAUAGAAACAUAGGUCAUUUGGAAACACCUCCUUCAUUUCUAUGGAAUGUUCAAACAUUUCUGACAUUUUGGACUCUGUUCUAGCCUCUUGUUAAAUAUAUCCAGAAAAGAGACAAAGCUUUAUGGGGGGGCUAUAUGCACACAUAUGCUAUAGAAUAAGCUAUCUAAAUGCUUAAAAAUACUUUCCAUCUGGCACCACACCUUAAUAGGUAGACAGAAAUUAAGUAUGUGUAUAUCUAUCUGUAUAGAUACGUAUAAAUAUAUAUCCCCAAAACAAAAACUCAUUCUCUUACUUAUACAUAGGUAGAAUAUAGGUGAAUAUACAUAUACAUUUAUAGGUAGAACAAAAAAACCCCUCAGCCUCUUUAGGGCCAUGUGUUUUCUCUGAGUAAUUGUCACAAUUAAUUAAAAUACAUGUGUAUGCCUUUUUAGAUAAAUUCCAUCAGACCAGUUUCUGUCUGGUUGGAAAAUAAUAACUGCCUAUUUGCUAAGUGCCCCUGCCCCCAUACUAUGUUCCAGUGAACUAAAGACCUCUGGCAAUCAUAGAUUUACAGCUCAGCAAGAUUAAACAAUUUAUUGUUAUUUAUGACAUCCAAGCUGGAUCCUCUGUAUUAUAUUCCACAUUAGCAUCUAUCACUUUACAUUUGGGAGAUCCUGUCCAAAAAAAGAUUAUGCCUCCUAACCAAACAUUCAGCAGGGCUGCAGGAACAGACCCCUGAACAAACAUCCUGCCAAAGUACUUUAAAGCACCGUGAGCUCCCACAGCUGUGCAUUUUCAGACGACUCAGCAGAUUAGCAUGGAGUCUCUUAGCCUCUGCUUGGUCUGUUCCUUUCAGUGAUCUCUCACAUGGCCCAGUCCAUUCGGUUUGAAAAUCCUCAUGAAAUGAGCAGAUUAUGAUCUGGCUUCAGUAGAGGGCCAUGGGGUGGGCAUGGAGGGGAGAGGGUUUGCUCUUAACACAGCCUGAGCCUCAGAAAGGUUUCAGAUGGAAAAGCAUGGCACUGACUCAGCUCAUGCUUAACAGGAAAUAAUGCACAGACCACACCAAAAAAGUCCUUUAUGUUGUGUGAAAGUCUAUGCUGGAGCAGCUGCUGCCACCUCAUGUACUGUGAUAGAGUGUGCAUGUGUGUGUUUGUGUGUGCAUGAGUGUGAGUACGCACACAAAUGUGUGCUGGGAGGGGGAGGAGAUCACACCUUCCACAGUCGCCACCUCAGCCUUAGCUAGCAGCAUGGAGAAAUGCCAAAAGUCAAGAGGAAGCUGCACCAAAGCAACUGUGAUCACCACAUCAGCAGGGGCUUUCUGGUUAGUAAAACUACCGGGACUGAAAAACACACAUGAUCUCAUCCUUCUUUUAUUUUAAUCAGAGCAAAAUAUUUUUAUAAUAAUUGUGUUAUAUGAAUAAAUAAUUCAUAAUGCUGUAACCCAUUAUCACAUUCAAUCCUCCUAACAACCCUAGAAGAUAUGUAGACAAGUAUUAUUACUUUCCCUAUUUUUAUAAAUGAGGAAAUAAACCCCAGAAGGCUAGGCAACUUCCCCACGGUCAUAUAACUUGCAAACAGUAGUAUCAUGAUUCAAAUCCAAAGCUUCUCCUUUUGUCUUUAUCAUUUUAAUUUUGAAGGUAAUGCAUAUGCAUGUAUGAUCUUUUAAAUCCAGAGAUGUAUAUGGAAUAGAUAGGAAAAGGGACUCUCCUUCCCCAUUAUACAGCCCCUCCACCCAAGCUAUAUACACUGUUGACUAGAGUAUGUCCUUUCAAUCCUAUUUUCUAUGCCUACAUUAUAUACAGAAAAGCAGGAUUACGUUACACACAAUAUUCCAGUCAUUGCUGUUUUUCACCAACAAGCUAUCAUUCACAUCUUUUUCAUACUACAUAUAAAUUUAUAUCCUUUAUUUUAGUGGUGUAUAUUGUGCAGUUGUGUCAUAAAUUAUGUACCUGUUCUCUGUUGAACAUAUAGAUUUUUUCUGAGUUUUUCCUUAGCAAAAUGCUGCAGUGAGUACCCUUGCACAUAGAUGUUUGUACAUUUGUUCUAGAAAAAUCUACAGUAAAGAUUCUUAGAUUAAGAGAUUCCCAGGUUAUUAGAAAACUACUCUAUUAAUUUAGAUAUAUACUUCCAAAUUGCCUGACCAAAAAGUUAUGUCAAUUUAACUUCUAUGAACAGUAUACAAACAUGACAAUUUUACAUCACCUACACCAACUCUGGGAAAUUUCAUCUUUUUUACAAGUUGAUGGAUUGUUUUAAUUUAUAUUUCUCUGGUUAUUAAUAAGGUUGGCCACCUGUUCAUGUGUUAUUAUUGAUGAUAUUUGUAUUGAAUUGUUUGAAUUUUCUUGAUUUCGAAAACCUUUUUACAUGUCAUAGAUAUUAAAUAUUUGUUGUAAAACUCUCCUUCCAGUAUUUUGUAUGUGUUUAGUCAAGUAGAAUAAACUCUU
Messenger RNA from Pan troglodytes (chimpanzee), 8194 nucleotides. RefSeq names its product histone-lysine N-methyltransferase PRDM7-like. The coding region runs from base 652 to 1722 and encodes 356 amino acids. The record is from RefSeq and is a predicted model, not a curated record. Gene Ontology annotation, molecular function: histone methyltransferase activity; protein binding. NCBI's taxonomy places the organism in Eukaryota, Metazoa, Chordata, Mammalia, Primates, Hominidae. Gene Ontology annotation, biological process: regulation of DNA-templated transcription. Gene Ontology annotation, cellular component: nucleus. The transcript is spliced from 10 exons.